ACACGGAAAACGGCCCCCUCCCCCCACAUACCGUGCACAGUCCUCCCCGGGUACACUCCAACGGGACACCCCACAUCGCCCCCCCCCCAUCCGGUGAGCGGCUUGGCCUUUGCAAAUGUGGAGGGAGCUCGGCGUCCCUGGACGCGCGAGCCGUUGCAACCUCCCUCUCUCGCGCGCAGGGAGCGAGCCCGUGGACGCGCGCGGCGGCGGCGGGGAAGUCUGGGGCGCCGGCCGUUUGGCUGGCCCACGGGAGGUCGGAUCCGCGAAGCUGGAGGCGGGGAGCGAGGUGGGUGAGGUGGUGGCGGUAGAUCUGGUCGGCGGGUGCGGCGGGAGGUCCGGCGAGGUGGCGGGCGUGGAGGGCCGGCCUAGCGGGGGAAAAUCCAGGAGCUCGUCGCGCGCGGGAAGCAGAUCCGGAAACCGGGGGAAGAAGCGGAGUGGCGGCAUCCGGCGGCGGUCGCAGAGCUCGUCGCCGAAGCCUCCCCCGAAGAAGGCCCGAUCUGCAAGGGCCAUGGAUGGCGGGUGGGACUUCCAGACGGGCCUCCCGGACCUCUCUGGUCCCUCCAACACACCUUAUCAAGACAUGCUCAAUAUUAAUUUUGAAGCACCGGGUGCAGCAGCUGGUAGUCCGGCCUUUCAGCCCGGUUCCAGCCAAGGUGGUUCGGGGAAGGCGCGCAAGAAAAUUGUGUCCAGACCGAAGCAAAACAACUUUUCAAUCGAGGAAGACAAAAACCUAGUGUCCAGCUGGCUCAAUGUGAGCUUGGAUGCAGUUAAAGGCGCGGGCCAGCGCAAGGCUUCAUUUUGGAAGGCCAUUGAACGGAACUACAAUGCCCAUAAAGGGCCCAUCUACCCUAUCCGCUCCCUUCGCAGCCUUGAGGGUCGCUGGUCUGAUAUUAAGGAACAAGCAAAUAAGUUUGAGAGCCACUACAACAAUGUCCUUAAUGAGAGGCGCAGUGGCUACAGCGAUAUGGACAAGAUCGCAGCAGCCAUUGAGUUGUACAAUAGUCUCGAAGAUAGGCCGUUCAGCACGAUCCACUGCUGGGAGAUGCUUCGCAACGAACCUAAGUGGAUGGACCUAAACAACCGUGGAAAGCUGGACCGAGGUCGGGUCCCCGAAGAUGUUAAUGCGCCCAUCGAUCUCACAGAAUCUGGAUGUGGGGAAGCCGGGAGCGAGAGUCAGAUUGGUACUUUCAAGAGGCCUCCGGGGAGGGACAUUUCGAGGUCAGGCAAACGGACUUGCUCCAGUGGGUCUCCUAGUGAUGCAGGGUCCGAGUUCUCUUCUAUGCUGUCUGCAAUGCACAUCCAGAAGAUGGACUUGAUCAGGACAUUUGACGGUUCUGUGGCAAGCAAAAUGGACCGGCUGGUUACCAUUCAGGAAGAGCACAUUGAGUUGAAGAAGAAAAAAGAUGCCCGGGAGCAGGAGUUACGGGACGAGCGCAUCAUUUCUAUUGACCUGACCACUUGCAAUCCCAGACAGCGUGUCCUGUACGAGGCAAUGCAGCGAGAGAUUUUACAGCGGUGGGGUGCACGCAACAAAGAUGCUCCGUAGAUUGUUCUAUUACUUUUACUACUGCAGUGUGUGAACUACUAUGACUUGCACCGGGCUUUGUCGUUGGAUUUGUUCUGAACUAUUUCAUUUGGACC
Messenger RNA from Panicum virgatum (switchgrass), 1641 nucleotides. RefSeq lists its product as uncharacterized. The coding region runs from base 116 to 1546 and encodes 476 amino acids. Lineage: Eukaryota; Viridiplantae; Streptophyta; Magnoliopsida; Poales; Poaceae. The record is from RefSeq and is a predicted model, not a curated record. The transcript is spliced from 4 exons.